CGCACAUACGGUGCCUACCGUGCCAGCAAGCUAUUGACCUCGUCCAUACCGUUUCCAUCACGAAAAGCCCGGGCUUCUGACUGGGUAUAUAACCACGUCAGCUUGCUUCAAGUUGACGGGCACACGUCUCCACGUUCUUUAACCUCACUUGCCCUCCCUCUUGGGUUCUACGCACUCGGGUCUCUAGGCUCUCGUCCCUCUCGUUGCAAAAGCCACUGUGACUAUUGUCUGGUAAGAGAGUAGCUUGGCAGUGAACGAUGCGUCUGUUGCGCCCGUUCGUGCUUGGUCUGUCGUUGUUGUCUUCGUAUGUUGCAGCGCAGGAGGUAGAUGCGGAUGCGCUGAACGACUCGAAACAGGGGUAUCAGAGUGAUGUCGCGCGCCUGCGGAAGAUCGUGAUCAACAGCCUUUACUCACACCGAGAAGUCUUCCUUCGUGAACUCAUCUCAAACGCGAACGAUGCUAUCGAGAAGCUCCGGUUGACCGCGCUCACGAACAAAGAGGUCUGGGACGGAGUUAGCCCUCUUAAUAUCACAAUUAAGGCGCUCAAGGACGAAGAGGGGACCGGCGGAAGGAUUAUCAUCUCUGACACUGGUAUUGGUAUGACGCCGGACGAGUUACGAAACAAUCUUGGUACACUCGCGAAAUCCGGUACGACCGAAUUCUUGCAAAAGGCGGAGGACAGCACGGAUACGAGUGGUAGCGGUAACCUCAUCGGCGCAUUCGGUCUCGGUUUCUACAGCAGCUUCCUCGUCGCAGACAAAGUCCUCGUCGCCUCCGUCCCUCCACCUUCGGCGUCCAACCCGAACCCAAAACAAUACGUCUUCGCAUCUUCAGCAGACGAGAACGAGUUCGCGGUGUAUCCUGAUCCGAGAGGCAAGACUCUUGAUCGGGGAACGGAGAUCACGCUGAUUUUGAAGGAGGAUGCGACUGAGUACCUUGAGAAUCUCGCUCUCAUCCAGCUGGUUAACAAGCACUCGUCGUUCGCUUCGAACUUCCCUAUCUAUAUCUACCACACGGAGGAGAAGGAAGUUCCCGUUGAAGAUGAAGAGGAAGUCGUCCCUCCUGCCGAAUCUACCCCCGCCGCCACCGAUGACGACGAGAAACCCGCAACGGAGACCGACGAGGAUGAGGCUGUCGUCGAGGAAGAAAAGGAGGAGGACGAAGCCGAGGUUGCUGAGGAGAAAGAGAAGAAGAUGAAGACCGUCACUGUUGAGGAAUGGCGCCACAUCAACGCUGCACCUCCCCUGUGGACUAGGGAUCCCAAGGACAACAUCACGAGCAUCGAAUACGAACUGUUCUACCAAGCCACCUGGCGCGAUUUCGGCGCUAAGCCGCUUGCGUACCAGCAUUUCACGGGCGAUUCGGGGAGCGGAGUGUCUUUCAAGUCUAUCAUCUAUGUCCCUGGCAAGCUGGAGGACUCGUUCUGGACGCAGCCACUUCAGGCAGUCUCGAGAGAUAUCCGUUUGAUGGUGAAGCGUGUCUUUAUUACCUCGGACCUUGGUGAGGAAGGCAUGCCGAAGUGGGCUAGUUGGGUUCGUGCCAUCGUUGACGCUGAGGACCUCCCCCUGAAUGUCUCCCGCGAAACCCUGCAGAACAACAAGUUCAUGAAACAGAUCAAGAAUAUCAUCGUCAAGCGCAUCAUCGGGCUCUUCACGAAGAUAUCGGAGGAGGAGCCGGCGAAGUGGGCGGAAGUGCAGAAGGUGUAUGGGAAUGUGCUCAAAAUGGGUGCUGUGGAGGAUACGAAGAAUAGGGAUAAGUUGGCGCCGUUGUGUAGGUUUACGACGAACUUCAGGAAUGAUACGUCUUUGGAUCAGUACUUGGAGAACAAGAAGGAGGGCCAGAAGCAGAUCUUCUACGUUGCCGAUAUGGGCAAGACCGCCGAUGGUCUGAUGAACAGUGUCUUCAUUGAGAAGCUCCACGCCCGUGGCUACGAGGUCUUCCUCCUGACCGACCCACUGGAUGAGAUUCUCUUCCAGAACCUCAGGAAAUGGAAGGGCGUUCCAUUCCAGGAUGUUGCUAAGGCUGGUCUCAAGUUCGGUGACGAAGAGGAGACUGAGGCCGAGGAGAAGGCUCGCUUGGAGAUUCAAAAGCACAAGUUCAAGCCUCUCUUGGACUACUUGAAGGCUCAGGUCAAGGACGUUGUCCGUUCCGUCGUCAUCUCCGACAGACUCGUAACAAGCCCCUGCGCCAUCGUCGCCGACGCCAGCGGUUUCACCGCCAACGUCCAACGCAUGAUGAGCGCGUCCAACAACCGCCAGACUCAGAACCCGAUGUACGAAAACGCGAAGAGGCAGAAGGUGCUCGAGAUCAACCCAAAGUCGCCUUUGAUCGAGGGUUUGCUGCGUCGUGUGGAACAGCUCCCUGAGGAAGACGAGGAGAGGGAUAUCGAGGCGGAGGAUGAGCUGAAGGAGGUUACUUCGAUUCUUAUUGAUGGUGCGCUCGUGCGUUCUGGGUUCGAGGUGGCCGAUUCGGACGAAUUCAUGAUUCGCGUCGACCGUGUCCUCCGACGAUCGCUCGGUGUCUCUGAGACAGCACCGACAGAUAAGACCGUCAAGCCUGCGCCGCCCAUCGACCCAGAGCUGAAGGACGAGAGCUUCUACGAGCCUGCGAUCGAUUUCUCGGACCCGGUGUUUGAUUCGCCUGGGAUUGUGCUGCCUGACCAUUUGAAGGAUCAGGUGUCGAUUGAGAUGGAGGAGAUUGACGAGGAGGGGAAUGUCGUGGAGCCGAAAAAGGCGCACGAUGAGCUGUAAGGUGUUGCCAGCACAGGGUGACAGGGGGAAGGGUGGAUGAGUGCUUGUAUUUAUUCUUAGGGUCUUAUAUGAAUCGUCAAUGUAUCUGGAAUUGAGGUCUGGAC
This is a messenger RNA of Stereum hirsutum FP-91666 SS1, 2854 nucleotides long. Its product is annotated as heat shock protein Hsp90. The transcript is spliced from 16 exons. Gene Ontology annotation, biological process: protein folding. Gene Ontology annotation, molecular function: ATP hydrolysis activity; ATP-dependent protein folding chaperone; ATP binding. The record is from RefSeq and is a predicted model, not a curated record. The coding region runs from base 258 to 2750 and encodes 830 amino acids. Lineage: Eukaryota; Fungi; Basidiomycota; Agaricomycetes; Russulales; Stereaceae.